Messenger RNA from Cordyceps fumosorosea ARSEF 2679, 831 nucleotides. Its product is annotated as Mitochondrial substrate carrier. Gene Ontology annotation, cellular component: mitochondrion. Gene Ontology annotation, molecular function: pyrimidine nucleotide transmembrane transporter activity. NCBI's taxonomy places the organism in Eukaryota, Fungi, Ascomycota, Sordariomycetes, Hypocreales, Cordycipitaceae. Gene Ontology annotation, biological process: pyrimidine nucleotide import into mitochondrion. Bases 1 to 831 code for a protein of 276 amino acids. The transcript is spliced from 3 exons. The record is from RefSeq and is a predicted model, not a curated record.
AUGGCUUUUGACGUCCAACAACGACAACCACAGCCUCCCGCGACAGGAAACAACGUCAUCAGCCAUGACGUCCCACCCUGGGUGCACUUUGCUGCUGGCGCAUCCGGCGGCCUGAUCAACGCCACCAUCACCUCCCCUCUCGACGUGCUCCGGACGCGCAUGCAGUCCGACCUGUACCCGACACCCUCCUCCCGACCACCGCCGCACACCCCCCUCAUCCUCCGCCCCGUAUACGACACCUUUGCCGCGAUCGGCGCCAUGCGCCGCGCCGAGGGCCUGCGCGGCCUCUUCCGCGGGCUGAUGCCCAGCCUCGCCGGCGUGGUGCCCGCGCAGGCCGUCAAGUUCUACGUCUACGGCAACUGCAAGCGGUUCGGCACGCGGCUGCUCGGACGCGCCGAGGGCGACGUGCUUGUGCACGCGCAGGCGGCCGUGGCGGCGGGCCUGGCGACGGCGACGGCGACGAACCCGAUCUGGCUCAUCAAGACGCGGCUGCAGCUGGAUGACCGGCGGUAUGGGGGCGUGCUGGACUGCGUAAGGCAGGUGCUGAGGCGGGAGGGCGUGGCAGGGAUGUACAAGGGCUUGAGCGCGAGCUACCUAGGUGCGCUGGAGACGGUGGUGCACCUGGUGCUGUAUGAGCGUCUCAAGACGGCGCUUCGCGGGGAGGAGAGCGGCGGCGAGCUGGCUCACUGGGCCGGCACGGCGGGUGCGGCUGGCGGCGCCAAGGUGGUCGCGGUGCUCAUCGCCUAUCCUCACGAGGUAUGCAAAGAGAUUGGCAGAGGAGGAUGUGAUCCGCACACGAUUGCGUCAAGCACCGAUGGGGAGCGUUGGUAG